UCCAACUCACAGCGGACCUGCACGGCCCUGCGGGUGCAUUUUUUGGCUCUCGCUUCGCGUCCCGCUGAUUUCCCCACCCACCCACCCACCCACCCCAGCUGCCCGGCCACCAUGCCGCGCUCUUUCCUCGUUCGGAAGUCCUCCUGCUCCCGCCGGAGGCCCAACUACAGCGAACUGCACGACUGCUCUCCAGACUUGGCCUUCCAGCAGCCCUAUGACCAGGCCCACCUGCUGGCUGCCAUCCCUCCUCCCGAGGUGCUCAACCCGACCGCCUCGCUGCCCACGCUCAUCUGGGACUCCCUCCUGGCUCCCCAAGCGCAGCCGCUGAGCUGGGCCUCUCUCCUGCCCCAGGAGAUGCCCAAGGCUGUGGAGCUGACCUCCCUGUCAGAUGAAGACAGUGGGAAAGGCUCCCAGCCCCCCAGCCCCCCUUCUCCGGCCCCCUCGUCCUUCUCCUCCACCUCCGCCUCCUCCCUAGAGGCCGAGGCCUACGCCGCUUUCCCAGGCCUGGGCCAGUUGCCCAAGCCGCUGAGUGGGCUGGGUAUGUCCAAGGACCCCCAGGCCCGCAAGGCCUUCAACUGCAAGUACUGCAACAAGGAGUAUGUCAGCCUGGGUGCCCUCAAGAUGCAUAUCCGAAGCCACACGCUGCCCUGCGUGUGUGACACCUGCGGGAAGGCCUUCUCCAGACCCUGGUUGCUGCAGGGACACGUCCGCACCCACACAGGUGAGAAGCCUUUCUCCUGCACCCACUGCAGCCGUGCCUUUGCCGACCGCUCCAACCUACGCGCCCACCUGCAGACACACUCUGAUGUCAAGAAGUACCAGUGCCCCACGUGUGCCCGCACCUUCUCCCGAAUGUCAUUGCUGCACAAGCACCAGGAGUCAGGCUGCUCAGGGGGCCCCCGCUGACCCUCCAGGACACCUACCCCUGGCUGCCAUCUGCCCCAGUGCCAGCAGGAAAGACCCCAUGGGCUCCUUUCUCACGGUCACGGAAUUCCCCGCAGAGUUGCCAGCUUGGACUGCUUUGGCCCCACAGCUCUCUGAAGGCUACU
Messenger RNA from Suncus etruscus (white-toothed pygmy shrew), 1049 nucleotides. RefSeq names its product snail family transcriptional repressor 1 (gene SNAI1). Gene Ontology annotation, molecular function: DNA-binding transcription factor activity, RNA polymerase II-specific; RNA polymerase II cis-regulatory region sequence-specific DNA binding. The record is from RefSeq and is a predicted model, not a curated record. Lineage: Eukaryota; Metazoa; Chordata; Mammalia; Eulipotyphla; Soricidae. The coding region runs from base 112 to 906 and encodes 264 amino acids. The transcript is spliced from 3 exons. Gene Ontology annotation, biological process: regulation of DNA-templated transcription.